CUAACAUUCAGAGAAACGGUCAAGCGAGGAGUAAAAGGUUGAGAAAUUACACACCGAGUGAAAAGGAUUCACACACGUAACAUAACGCUUGGAGGUCUCAAACCGUUAAAGGUAAAGUGAUCAAGAUGACCUCGGAGGACGCGGAACUCCGAAAUAUAGAAUUACAUUUCCCGCUCAUGCGGAACAUGUCCAGGAGUGAUUCCGAAUGCAGGCAGGAAGACAGAAUUAUGACAGACACGGGAACAAUGGUAGUAGCCGUCCAUGGCGACAGGAAUAAACCGGCCAUAUUCACAUACCAUGACAUAGGCCUCAAUCAUGUAACCAAUUUCCUCGCUUUCUUCAAUCAUCCAGACACGAGAGUGUUGAUGCAAAGUUUUUGUGUAUAUCAUAUAAACGCUCCAGGUCAAGAAGAAGACUCAACAACAUUACCGACAGCGUUCACCUUCCCUACAAUGGACAUGCUAGCAGAAAUGAUUCUUGCCGUAAUGGAGCACUAUGGGAUUAAGCAUUUCAUCGGAAUGGGCGUUGGAGCCGGAGCAAAUAUUCUUAGCCGUUUCGCAUUGCAACAUCCACACUGUGUAGAUGGACUUUUUCUCAUCAACUGCACGUCAACAGCCGCAGGUUGGACAGAGUGGGGUUACCAGAAAUUAAACACGAUGCAUCUCAGGAGUUCAGGGAUGACUUCAUCUACGCAAGAAUAUUUGAUGUGGCAUCACUUCGGAAAGACAGUAGAAAAUCGGAGUUAUGAUUUAAUGCAAGAAUUCAGGCAAUAUUUCAGCAAAUUCAAUCCUUACAAUCUCGCCCUUUUUAUCGAUUCCUUCAUACGACGUACUGACCUACAAAUUGUCAGAGAAACUGAUCCAUCGAAGAAGACGAGUGUAAGGAAUUUCAGGUGUCACGUCCUUUUGAUGUCUGGUGCCUUCUCGCCUCAUUUAGAAGAUACAGUAAUAAUGAACAGUCGGCUUGACCCUACGAAUUCCACGUGGAUGAAACUGUCUGACUGCGGUAUGCCGCUAGAAGAGAGACCACAUAAAGUCUGCGAAGCUCUUUACCUUUUUCUACAAGGAUUAGGACACGCUGUAAAUCAGUAUCGAAGAAGAUCUUCCGCAGCCUCUACGAGCAACGAAGCAUUCAAAGUACUUCAAGAAUACCAGAAUUCGCUAUCAAAAUCCUUGGAUGAGCAGUCGAACCAGCUACCAUCCACAGCAGUUACGACGACAACCUACAAUCCUCGGCAAGAAGUUCAUAUCGUUGAGAAUCCCAUCAACCAGCACACAUGCCCGUGAAAUGGAGACAACGAUCUUUCUUUUUUUCUUUUUGUUUCAUAUUUUUUUAUUUUCAUUUUCGCGCCCUAGGAACUUAGAUUAUCGAGAACGCUAGAUGAUGGUUGAUACACAAAUAUAUACAUGAUGCAUACAUAUAUUGUAACGACGAAAAAUAUUAGCUGUAAAAAUUAUUACGAAUAUCGAGUGCCUAGAGAGAAGGAUUGAUAUCCAACCGUUUUGGGUUGCUAGCUGUAUCUUCGAAAGUAGGAUCAAGAGCUGAUGCAGUCCUUCUUCAGAUGUGUUGCAAAGCCAGAACUUUUGCAAUGAAUCUAAUAUCUAUUUUGCUACGCUUGAGCGCAUAAUAAGUGUUAAAAGGAAUGUUAAUUUCAACCUCUUGAGGUAUGUAGUACUUUUCAAUUAUUAGUGAUUUUUCUGUAUAGAUUCAUUUGAGUAGUACCUGCAGAUAGGAAUGCAGUGAAGUAUAUUAGACGAGUGGUGAAACUGUUUUGUCAUUUUAUGCGCUUCAGCCUGAAAUUGAAGCCGAAUUUGCUCAAUUCUAUUAAGCAGCUAGUAAUAGUAUAUUUUCUGCUUUAAACCGAUGCUAACGAAGCCACUCAAAGUAAGCGUAAUUUUAUAAUCCAACUACAAUAAAACUUAUCAUUUUCGAAACAUGAAACGUUCUUCAGAGAAGGAGAGAGAUGUUCCAAUUCUGAUGUACUGUAACAUAAAAUAAUUUAUUGUUGCUAAACUGAUCCUUCGAAUGUACGGGUUGGAAAGGAAGUUAGCUUCAAAAAAUAGGCAAGCCAGUUUGAAAUUCAAAAUUAACUCUAAUUUCAACAAUCAAGUAAAACAAAUGCAACACAGCUUCCAUUCGUUCAAUACAGAAAAAUAUCCUGCCCCAUUUUAACGGAUAUAUUUUAAAAAUAUGCCCACAAUAGCAAAGUAAGGAAUAAUAUUGUUCCAUUAAAUAGAAGAAACGGGAAGCAAAGGUUUAAAAAAAAUCACCCAACAUUGUAAUCAUCGUAAAGUAAAUACAAAAUAAUUUUGGAAUAACAGUGGGUCUUAGUUAACGUAAGCAAAUUUUUAAUUAUUUGAUAAAACUGAGCAUCAAUCAUAUACAAACCUUGCUCCAAUCAGUAACACAGUACUCUCUAACUGCCAUCACAGAAUUACUUUUAAUAUAGUUUUAAAAAUACCUUUGAUUUCGAUAUACUAUAGAAUAAGAGAAGCAUUCUUGAUCAAAAGUUCUAUCUUGAAAUUUGGUAAAAUAUCGCUGCCAUUUGUUGCAUCUUUUACGUUAUUUCCAGCAACCCAUCUUUGUCUCUGUUUCCUUUUAAAAUUUGUUAAUCGUUUUUAAACGUGGAAUGCUUUUGCCUUUAUUUCUACACCCUAAAUAAAAAUUCCAUUCAGACGCUUCCAAAUUAUUUUAAGGCAAGUUUUCUCAAAUGUAGAAUUUUACGGUUUUAGGUAAAGUAGUUUACUCAGCUGUAUAAGUAUUAUUAAAUUACAACAAAAGGGAUCAUGGCAAAAAAACAGCUAAAUCGUAUGAACAAAUGCUUGUUAAAGGUAACUGUAACUGAAAUUAACCAUGUUUCCAAAGCUGAAAAAUGCUCACUUCGGAUAUUUGAAGGUGCAAUAUGAUAUAAGCAUAGCGAAGUUAAAAGAAAAGGGUCCUUGCGAAUUAUUAAACAUUACUAAUCUAUAUAUGAAUAAAAUGCAUGAUAUAUCUAUAUAUACAUUAAAUAAAAUAAACUUUAAAUUUAUAUGUGCCUUUGUUCCACAGUAAAAUAUAACAUUUUCAGUCUUACAUGUUAAAAAAAAUGGAGCUUUCUAAAUACUUUAUUUCUUACAAUUCCAUACUGAGCAGUGAAGUAAAGUUUCAGUCCAAAAAAGCUAUUAGUCUCGAAACAUGAUUUGGCGUUUCAUCCGACAUUUUCAUUCGGACUUUUCACUUUUUUGUAAUGAGAUUUCGUGCUCAACCGUGAAGAAGGAAGGUUGUAGCUUUGUGAACUCCGGUUUUGUGCAAAGCUAGUGCGCCAGCGCCGGAAGGCGAAUCUAUACCGCCAGAUGGGCGUGGCUGGAAUGAGUGUGUCUUGAUCUCCUUGAGAAUGAUGAUAACGAUGUGGACUGCAUUAAUUCCGUGGACAAUUCUACUGUUGAUAAUUUUACUGAAGACGAUAAUUUGGAAUCUGAACACAAAUCGAUUACAAGAGAACUUCAAUACCUGAAUUAAGUAUUAUCAAAUGUAUAUUUACGUAAAAUGUGGUGCUGAUCGAAUUUGUUCCCCAGAUGAUUACUCCGAUUGUGUUAGACAAAUGAUAACAUGUUAAUUAAAAUGGAUUGCUUGACUCAAAAAAGGACGGAUAUGAACAAAAAUUAUUUAAAAUUAUUGUUACCAAGGGAAAGGGACAAAGAAAAUGCUACGGUAAUAUGUUUUGCAAUCUUGAUAAACUUAUUAAAUUAUAAGGAAAAUUACUGCAGAUCAAAAAAGUGCAUAACUUUCUUUCCAACCCCACAUACUCAUUUCAACUUAUCAUUAAGAGAAUUAUUAUGUGUAUCAGGUGUGCGUGUAUAUUUUGAUAUCUUAUUUACUAAAAUAAUGUUUGAAAUAUUAUUGAUUUGUGAGAUUCAUAUCAUGCGCAGGAUUAUACGCUUUCAAUCUUGCAUAUUUUUAUAACUUUGUUAUCAUUUAAAAAAAUAUAUUUUAACAUCUGAUUUUUAAAAUGAUUCUAGUAAUACAUAAAAAUUGUGAUAUCAUAUUUAAUUCUCUGCUAAUGUUCCAAAACCACAAUCAUUUUUGAAAACUCAGUUAAUUCUGAUUAAUGUAUCCACAAGUUAAUCGGGACUAAUGUUACACAAUAAAUUCUUAGCAAAUAAAAAUUAGAGGGAAGAUGAAUCCUAUAUUUUCUCGAAUUCGAGUCCUUUAAGGUUCUCAAAUCAUUCAUUCAAAGGUUAUAAGAGAAAGAAAAAUGCCUUUUACUAAGUAUUAGAAUUCUUUAAUUAAAAAGAAAUUUCUAAAGCAAUUCUGGAAAAUAAAUAACAUGUUAAGAAUAUAUUGAGGAUACAUAGUAUGAAGUUUGGUAAAUGAAGAUUAAAAUUCUUUAAUUUUGAGUUUUAUUUUCUUUCUAUAAUUUGACAAAAAAUAUUGAGUGAUAGUUCAAAUAUUUUAUAUUUUUAAAAAAAUUUAUUAUUUUUUAAAUCAAAUGUUAAGGAGAGAAAUAUGAUUUCUAGAGUUAACGCAGGUAAACAUUAUAUACGAAACGUUUAAAUUUCCUAGAAAAAUAAAUGUAUAAUAUUCAGAAUUUUUACGAAAUAAUACUUUAAUUGAGAUCCACUAAAACUGCAACAAAGGAGGAGUGUUUUUUUAUGAAUUUUUUACUGCAUUUCAAUAAAACUAACUUUUUCCACAGUUUCGAGUUAAAAUGUUUAACGGUUUUAAAUUAAAAUUCAGAAGAUUUGAAUGAUGGAAAAGCGUUUAAGAUUCGAGUUUUGUUAUUUUAAAUCCUUUUCAAGAUUCGUGAAAUUCGAGAGGAUUCAAAUGUCUAGGAUUUACUUUGCUCAUUGUAUGACAACAAUAUGCUGUUUAAUUAAAAUAUUUAAUUUCUCAUUUGGGACUAUAUGAUUGGCGACUUUUAACGAAACAUUAUUUUGCCAACAGUCAAUAGAAGACGGUAACUUAUCUUCACAUGGCAAUUUCUAUAGGUGAAUCGACAAUAAAUGCGAAUGGUGAACAUUUACUCCCGACUGAAAAUUAACCCAAAUUAUACAAAAUGGGGAAAGGAAGGAAAGCAACUCAGUUUGAAAAUUCAAUCAUAAGACCAGACGAUUCUGCUCGAGGUACGUAAUACAUGGCACAAAGAGCAUCUUUAAUUAAUUAUAAAAUACUGCAAAUAUUCAUAAAAGUUAUUAGCUUGAUAUAUUUUUAACUAAAUAUAUUAUAAUUAAUACAAGUUUGGUGUAUUAUUCAAUUACGAAGUAAAGAUUUAAAUUUUUUGGAAGUGCAUCAUUGCUUUCAAGUAGUUCAAUUUGUUAAACAGAGACUGAUUAAAAUUUGAAAUGAAAUAAAUAUCUUAUGCAUUGUUGAAUAGCACAUAUUUAACAAUAAUGCAAGAAAUUAUGCACAUUCAACAAUGCAUAAUUUCUUGCAGCAUUCUGAGAAUUAUUCAUAAUUACUUUCAAGGAUGCAGGGAAGGUAAAGAACAGCAAUGGAACACUCGCGAAAUCACGCGGAUGGUAAUGCGAAGCUAACGUAAAGGUCCAAAAACUUCAGAAAGACACCUUCAAGGAACAUUUAUAACUUUUAAAUGCUUUUCGAAUUUUCUUUUCCACAAAGGUUUUUUUAGAUUUGAACGAAUGACUAAAGACUUAUAAUCUGUUACGAUAAUCUUGUGGGAAAGAUAUGUAGGAGUCCGUUUUUUUAAUAAAUAUUAUUAUGAUGUUAAUCAGGAUAAAGAAGUCAAAUUUAAGUAUAAGGUCUUUUAAUAACCUUUCAAAUUUAAUGAGUGUGCAACUGUUUAUAAAACUAAGUGAUUUGAAAGCAAUAAAUGCACUACUUAAUAAUGAAAACUUCAUAAGAUCCAACUUUUAUUUUAUUUUUUAAUAAUAUAUCUAAUUGAUUUAUAUCGAACCCUUCAGUGCAGCCCCUUCCCAUAGACACCACGCACUGAAAGUAACUAGUAUCUAAGUACGUAAACAAACAUCGAAUAUAGCCUGUCUAAGAUAGCCGCCUCUAUAAAAGAGUAAAAUAAUCCAAAAAUGUCUUAAAAAGGAGUCAUCGAAAUUUAAGACGCGUUUGGUAACAUACGCAACUAAUAAUUUCAUGACAUUUGCAACAUUAUUUUAACUAAUGAGCGAUAUUAUAAUUAAGUUGAAGGAAAUAAUUAUAUUAAAAAAGUAAUUAACUAUAUAUAUUUGUUACUUCAAAUAAAACAAUAAAUAAAGGGAAAAUACUUAUAAUAUUUUUAAUUUUAAAAAAGGAGGAAAAAUAAUAUUCCGUGAAAAUUUUACGCAGGAGAAAAAAAAAAAUGGCUCUUUGUAUUGUAAAAAAAACUUUUUAAAAUUAUGAAGACAAAACCUUUUAUUUUUUAUUUUACUUAUUUCUUUAAAUUAUGAAUGCAGAUUUAGUCAGACGUUAUCCGAAAUUAAAAGGUUAAUUCAUUUCUUUAUUAUUUUCUACCGCAAUUAGUGCAUCACUGCUUAUUUUCUUGCUAUAAAUCUACAGCAUAAACUAAUAGUGCCCUAUAAGUCUUUAACAUUCAGUUCCAUUUAACAGCAUGCAAAUGCAUUUAGUCGAUUUUCCCACAUCUUUUAGAUUCCAGACUGUUCUGGCAUGUGCUGCUUUUAAAGCAUAUUUUGAUUCCUGCAGUAUCUUCUAACACAACUUCUUCCUUUAUUUUCUUUAUUUAUUAUGACUAUUGUUGUCGUCAUUUUACGUAUGUGUCGGAUAUACCUAAAUUUAAUUAUUAUUUGGAUAAAAUCUCUGAGUCGACAGAUGCCUCGCAUCGACCUGUACGCCGGAAAAUACGGUAUUACAUACCUCGGUGAAGAAUUGUUUGGUUUUUACUUCAAAAACAAUCAAACUUGGAAUAGUAAGGGCAGUUGGUUUAUUGGACUGAAACCACACACUCGCUGUGCCCCGAUUAACAAUACCAGACUGUAUUUUUACAGUUUGAGUAUAUUUUUACAUCUGCGUUUACAAAUUCAAAGCAAAUUAAAAUUCCGAUACAUCAAACUGAUGCACGUAUUCUAUACAGAACGAAUUGCAUUAUAAUUUGAGAAACAAGGCAGAAUUUAAACGCGGUGAGAAGGAUAUAUUAUAUAUUCUUGCGUUCAAUUGUUUCGAAGCGAAGCCAUCAUUUCACGCCUAACCGACGAGUACAAAGCUAACGAUUUUCUGCGAAGUUCUGGUUCUUGCGAAUUCAUAUAUACCUGUGCUUUCAACUUACUAACUAUAUUCAGGAUGCAAUAUAUUUAGUGUACAUAUAUAGAAAUGAUUCUAGAUACCACAGCGCAAUGCUAAGUAGUUUGUAAUUAGCUUCUACGACAGAGGAAGGCUCUAGAAGACACGAGCUUAGCCUUUUAUUGUUAAUGCUUACCUGCAAAUAUUUUCAUCACUCCUGUUUCUGAUAUUGAUUAGUUUCACAUGAUGUUAUUGCAAAUGAAGAUUCUAAAGCUUGAAACAGGUUAUCAAACCAUGAAAAUGUUGAAAAUUAUAGCACAAAUUAUUGAAUAUUUUACUGAAUAAUUUUCAAAGCGCAAUACAGAGUGAACUACGGGAAUAUGUAAAGCUUAAAAUAGCACUAUGAACUAUGAAAUGAAACUCAAAUACUUACUUUACAAAAUAAUAGGAAAUGUGAUGUCAUUUAUUACAACAGGACCAUACUUCUUAUUAUUUGUAACAACACAUUUUUCAGCUGCUUUCCGCGAUUUCUACAGCACUUUAUAAGUACGUCAUGUACAUUUGGAUGCACUGUUUGGACCACGUAGAUUGGUAUAGUUGCAAUUGUUUCUUGCAGUAUGACCCUGAGUUCGUUGAUGUUCUUGGGUUUAUUAAUGUGUAAGGUGUAUUUUAAUUUUGUAACAGUUAUUUUUAAUUUUGAAAUCCUUUGCUUUCAAUUCUUGUUCCUCACUUACAACUCCCUACCAGAUUGAGUUUUUCUAAUGGCGUUGAAUGCAAAUGAGUUAGAAGAAAUAACUUACUUCGAAAGAGAAUGCUUAGGAGCCCUUAGUGGUGCGUGUUUGCCUUUUGGCUAUUGCGUUUUUGAAUCUAUUACGCUCGGCCGUAUUGUACGUGCAUGUUGAGAAUCCCCGGCUAGUUUAAUUUAAAGGCGAAUUAUUUUAAGUGUUUGUGUCAAGCUUCGGAUAAGUCUAUUUACUAGUUUAGUAUUACAUUAGUUUCCUAUUUUCUUAUCCUGAUUUAAAAGCCCAAGUAGAGGCUUUUCUGUAAGCACGACAAGGGGUCAUCUAUUAUUAUUUCUUUGAGUGAAUAAAUGGGUAUUUUAACCCUUCUCACGUCUCCGUAGUAGCUAUUGGAACUCAGCUGUAAUUCGCUACGUAGUUCACUAGGUUCCUCGACGUUAUAUCUAGACAAAGUAUCGGGGAACAUUACAAAUGCACAUUUAAGGCUCCAGACUACUCCACAGACAGGAAUCGCAUAUUGGCAAGUCAGAAAAACAUUGGACUUUACAAGACCGUAAAACACAAUCCUGGAUUUCUAUGGCAGCAUGUAUGUUCUCGUUUCUUGCUGGAACAUCUUAAUCUCUCAAACAUAUGAUGUAUUGCCAGUAUCUUCUAAUUAACAAACCGUUAAAUUCCACAAAGAACGUUUAAAAAAUGUAUUGUUAAAAAAAAGGGGGCUAAAAAAGGUAUGGAAGUUUUAUAAUAAAUAGUAUCAUCUCUUCAACUGUUUAAGCAUUUGAAUUACAUUUUGUUGUGUUAUUCAAGCUUUAAUUCUUCGGAUUCUGGUUGCUCCGUCCUGUGAAAAUACGGCCACGUCAUGAACUUACGAGAUGCUGCAGUUCUUUCAAAUUUGAGAAAGUGUUAAACUCGUGGAGUCUUGUCUAGAAAAUAUUGCAGUUGUUCGAGAAGCUUACACUACCAUCAAAUUAACAAAUUCUUUAGAACACAAUAACACGCCGAAUAAAUACUAAUUCAGAAAUCAAACAACAAAAAUCAGCGUAAUAUUUUCAAAAUUUUUACAGGACUAGUUUCGAUGGUUUUACCGAACACACCGUUUGUUUGACUUCUGAAUUAAAUUCUUUAGGGUUGUGAAAAAUUAGAGAACGAUUAGGAACUCCUUAAAAUCUCAGAGCUUAAGACUGGCCUUUCUGGAUAUAGAUAGUAAUAACAUUCAAAAGGCAAAGACAUAGCUAUAACGCGAUGGUUUUGAUGAUACUAAAAAGCGAUGCUUUACCCCGAAAAGUAGUCACGACAAUAAUUCAAAAAAACAACCGCGCCUUUUCGAAAAUUCCACUGCUUUGUGUCCAGAGCAGGUAGAUUUAUUUUUUGCCUAUUUUUAACGCAAUCAAUUUUUAGCUAGAUUUCUGGUGUAUCUACGAUUUCUUUUCAAAAUCAGAAAAACCACUAAAAGAAAAGCGUUUUCAGAUAAUAGACGAAAUUCUACUAAACUUCGGGCAGUCAUUUGCUAUCCAUUUACAUUACCAAAUACGCUUUGCGUAGUAUAAACGCUCUCUAGUAGUCAACUCUUUAGAAACACUGUAAUCGCAAGCAAGUAUAAUUACUUUAACAUACGGAAACACGAGAUGUGUUAUAGUGAGAAUGCGAAUGUACCAAGAUAAAUUUUAACAUGCACACUGUUGUGUUUGUAAUAUUGUCCAUUUAUUAAAAUAUAUGUUUUGUAAUUUAAUGAAUGAAUUUAUUACAUGCUUUGUAAUUUAUUCCGCGUCUAAGUUUUGAAGACUUUUACCAAAAAUUAAGAAUCAUAAGUACACAAACUGAAAAGUUUUAUACCAAUUUUUCCAUUUUUAAAAUUAUUAUUAUUAUUUAUUAUUAUAUCCCCAACAAAAUAACCUGUUACAAAGGCAUUUAGAAUCUUCAAAAGCUCCUUCCAAAGAAGAGCUACACUAUCAUUCUUGAUAUAUAAUACGUUUGUAUUAUAUAUCAAAAAAACGUUUUCAAACCAAAGGUUUUGGGUCCAUUCCUUCCCAAAGUUCUUUCUUGUUAAAACUGCAAGCGUAAUUUUAUGUUUACGUCGAACCUUGUAAAACAUGCUUGAGCAAACAGAGCUACCAACAGUUCUUGAUCACUUGCUCAAGAUUUUUAACGUAAUCGAAUGCCAAUUUUUAUUCUAAUAUAUAGAGCGAUAAGUUAGUAUCGAGCCAAUAUGACUAACAAAUGCAUUAAAAAUCUUAUACUUCGAAGUAAUACACAUAGAAAAAUACUGAAUCUGAAAUAGAUAUAUUCAUCAAAAGGAAAGAAAUGAAUAUUUAUUCACAGCCUGAUUAAAACAGUUUGAAGCUUUACACACAGGAUUCUUUAAAAGGCCCCUAACACACAAUUCCCUUGUUUUCUCUCAUAAAGCAAAAUUAGGAGAAACUAUAGGAUGAUUUGGGGGCCCUAGGCCUAAGUCUUGUCAGCUUAAGUAGUAAUCAGGCCCAGUGUAUAACAAUAUGUAAUUAUAAAUUGUGCAAGUCUUCUAUAAUAUAUGCUAAUAUUUUUACAUAAUUACUUAUAACUAAUAUUAAUAAGGCUCCCACCUUAUCUGAGAAAUAUAUAAUUUGUUGUUUUCCUGCUUUUUUCUGUCUCUGUAAGUUUGCAUCUGGUUUUAUAUUCUAAGUUUUGAAAUAAAUAUUUUGUUGAAAAUAAAUGCAAUACUUCAUAUUUCAGUGCUUACGUAUUGACUAAUGACAGAUGUUUCUAUUGGCGUUUUUAGUAACAAUUUGGCUGAUUUUUUUCAGUAAAAUCUGGCGCCUUUGGGGCAAGGGGGGAUGAUACAUCAAAUUAUACUUUGUUUUUCUGUUCUUCUUCCCCAUUUUCUCAAUGCAUCAUUCUUGAAGGGAACUGUAAUCAAUAUAUAGUCAAUUUCUAGUCAAACUCCGAUUAAUCCAACUGAAGAAAAUAGAGAACAAUCAAUAAAUAAAUUCAGAUAUUCAAAAGUCGAGUUAAGGAAAGCUUUCGAAAAACUGCGUUUAAAAAAAGAACUUAAUAUUCUUACGCAGUUAUCUACAUAAAAUUACUCAACAAAGUAAGGUAGAAAUUACUGUAUACAUCCAAGCAUAAUUUUUUUGAUAAGUAUGAAACAUUUACACAUAAAUAAAUUCAAAAAAUCGUAUUUUGAAAUGUAUAUUUGCCUCAAAAAUUUACUGAUCAUAGAUGACCGCAAGUUCGAGACAGAGAUUUACUGGCAGGUUGCUGCCAAUGGAAUCACAGGACUAGUGAAUACGUGAGUACUUUGUAUAUUGAAAUGUAUUCCAGAUAUUUUGCUUUGCGAUGUGUUCAUGAUUCAUGAGUAAAGUGACCAGAUUUUCUACAUUCUACUAUAGACUUCUUCAAUGAAUAUUUCAAAUCUAUAAGAGGGAGUAUUCCAGUACAAUACUUUGGCAAUGGAAUAAUGUCUUUAAAAUUUAUAUAUCAAGUUUGUAUGUUUUUCUGUUUCUUGAUUUCUCAGGGCAAAACAUACAAAGGCUAUGUUUUCACGGAGGAUGUUUUAAGAAAAAACGGCUCUUAUUAAUGUUAUACAUGAGAAAAUCCAGCAGGAAUAUAUAAUACUGCAUUUGUUAAUAUUAAACUAAAUAUUAACCAGGUAUUAUCAUGAGAAAAAUAGGCCUGAAGAAUAGUUUAAGGUUUUUAUUCCUAAAAAUAAAUAAAGUAAAUAAACACAGAACUAAAUUUUAUGACUUAAUUUAUUAACGCUUUACUCUGAUUACCAUUCUGAAUUCAUCGCGUACUUUACCCCUUUUUUUAACUAAUUUUAUCAUUCGAAAAUUGAGAAGGGAAAAUUAUGUGACUUAUUUAAUUUUGGAAGAACGCGGUUUCAGUAAGAACAUAACAAAUGAAGAGUAGUCAUAAAUAAACUACUGGUAACUAUCACAAUAUUAUUCUUUAAAAGAAACCUACAUUCCAGUAAGAAUACAUAGUAUUUACAUUACAAUAUCUGAUGAAUACUGAGCCGAUAUCUGACGGUGAUUGAGCCGGAUACGUUGUGCAACUCGUUGCAACGGAUCCGGCACAAUAACUUUGUAAAGCUCAGGGGCACUUCAUAUGAAUGAGUCUGCAGUUCCGAAGAGGAACAUCGGAGGAACGAAGAAGGGGGUAAACGAAAGACCCGGAUUUCGAAAGAUCGAAUAACGAGGAGUAGAUAAGGCUAAAAUUAUCUGGAAUGUAAAUAAUAGAAGUAAGAUGAAAUAACAUGCCUUUUAUUGCAGAAAGAUUUUAAAUAAAAUUUUGCAAAUUUUAUGAUGGCUGAGAAAUAAAAAUUGGAUUUAAAAAAAAUUCUAACUGUUAUCGGCUAAAAAAAUAAAGAAUAAGUCCUUUCUGUUGUAGCUUUAGUACAAAAUUUAAUUAUGAUUCGAAUAUGUCAUAGGCGAAGAUGUAUCCGUUCAUUACUCUUCAAGAUACUAUCAGUACCAAAUAUAUUAUUUUAAGGAAAUUAUAGUUAGGGUAAAUUAUUCAGCAUUUCUUCCUUUUAAUUCAGCGCAACUUUAAAAUUUCGUAUAAGACUCACUACAUAUAUGAAAUCACAUCGAAGUUCUAAAUCAAUAUUAUGCUGAAUUAUAUGUUACAUAAGGUCACUUUACUCAUGGUGUUCAGUACUGUAACAAUAUGGAUUCAAGUUCCUACUAUUUACCUUUGAAGGGCAAUUUUAGCGUAAUUUUUUUGUGUGUGCAAUGUGUUAUUCUUCCAUGGAAUAUUCACAUGAAUUUCCAACGCACUGAGAUAUUGACCAUCCCCAAUAUCAGCAAGAAUCGGAGCUGUCGUUAUUGGUAACUCUAACUAACAAUUCAUAUUGCAAAUGUUUGCUAUCAAAGAUCAUGUAAUCAUGAAAGGUGCUGUACAAAGAUUACAUUUAAAAGCAUGCUUGGUUCGACAAUAUGCUCACUUCUGUGCCCAGAAUGAUCCUGCUCCAUGUUGCUACUUAUUAAAAGAUAUAUAAAACUAAAUAUUGAAA
Messenger RNA from Stegodyphus dumicola, 12891 nucleotides. Its product is annotated as protein NDRG3-like. Lineage: Eukaryota; Metazoa; Arthropoda; Arachnida; Araneae; Eresidae. The record is from RefSeq and is a predicted model, not a curated record.